CAGCAGGAUUCAACAGCGGCUGACUGUGGCCUCAUGCAGGAGGACAGCUACGCGGUGUCCUUGUCCAUCUACCUACACCACAAUGAAUUUGUGGAGAUCGAACGAUAGAACGGUAGAACACAUUCCAGCGGCUGUGCACUGGUGAGGUGGACUAUAGAGAGUCAACAGGAAUCAACAGCGGCAGUACUACGCCCUGAUGCUGAAGGAAGACAGCGAUGCUGCACUGCUGAGGAUCUUCGAAUGUUUCUUAGAGGCUGCGCCGCAACUGGUGCUGCAAGUUAGCUUGCUGCUGCGAGGGGACUAUCAGUUCACUGGUGAGGACUGUAGACUAGUAGGACACUUUCCAGCGGCUGUACACUGGUGAAGUGAGCUAUAGAGAGCCAGCAGGACUCAUCUAGCGUCUGACUGCGGCCUGCUGAAGGAAGACAGCGAUGCUGCACUGCUGCGGA
Molecule: messenger RNA, 449 nt
Organism: Ostrinia furnacalis (Asian corn borer)
Lineage: Eukaryota; Metazoa; Arthropoda; Insecta; Lepidoptera; Crambidae
Exons: 1
Coding region: 197-364 (55 amino acids)
Cellular component (GO): membrane
Source: RefSeq, a predicted model, not a curated record